AUGCAUGAGGCUGAACAACGUGUCAGGACACCACCUUCACCUCACAGAGGACCAGACUUAACGUUAUCUUCGAAAACCCCUAGGGAUACAAUGGAAACGAUCCCUCAGACUCACAAGGAGCAUGAUAAGGGGCAACCAACCUCUACCGUUCAUGUCUCUGGGCAGAUACCAGGAUUCACGUAUCAAUAUCCCGAAGAACUCGGAUCGGGAGAGGUCAAAGAAAGCGGAAAUGCAACUGUAUCAACCCCCAUCAUGACAGUCAAUGUAGUUCCACUGACUCCUCCUUCCACUGCUGCAUUGUACUCGCCUCAAGUACCUUCAACCGCUCCCCAAUCACCCACAUCCAAUAUCCUUUCAACUCAUAACGAAGAAUUGAUAUCUCAGGUCGUUCGACUUCAGGAAGAACUCAAAAUCGUCAGAUAUCAGAGGCACGAAGAAGGGAGUAGCAAAGAACAGCAAAUUCAGCAGAACAAUACUCAGAUUGCUCAGAUGAAUGAGCAGAUCAAAAUAGCUUACGCCAUCAUCACAAAGAAUAAAGAAACCGAGCGUCAACACCAAUGGAAUAUGAGUCAAGCUAAAUUGGAUUUGUAUCAAGCCAGAGAAAAGUUGAUGAAGGAGAAAGAACGUAAUCGAGGUGGGAUGAAAUAUCUUGAACAGAUGAGUGUAUUAAAGAAGGAAAGGAACGAAUUGAAAGAUCAACUAGAAAAACAUAGAAAUGAUCAACAAACAGAACCACUCUCGUCUGUAGUCGAGACUUUGAUGAAAGACAUAGGAAAAUUGGAAGAAAGGCUGGAACAAUACAAGAACAUUGAAAGCGAACGUGACGACAUCAAAAAAGAGAAUACACGGCUGAACGUUCUUCUGGUCAAUCUACAAGAGGAUAUAAAAGCAGCAGAUACAACUUACGUGGAUAAGAUUGCUGAACAGGUCAAAAUUUGUGAAGAGGAACGUGAUAGAGCUAAAUCAGCAUGGACCAAAUGUUCCGAAUUGAGAAGACAGUCUCAAGUGACCAAAGAAGAAUUGACAUCUAUGACGGCACAAUGUCUGGUUCUCUCGAUUGAGAAGGAGGAAUUCGGACGAGUAAAAAGGCAGUUGGAAUCCACAAUUGAGGAGAAAAUGAAGCAAUCGGCCAUUCUUCAAAUCAAGGAAGCCGAAAUUGUCGAGUUACAGAAGAAUAUGCAGGAGGGGGACAUUGAGGUAAAACGACUGAAAGAAGCGAUUAAGAAAAUCCAGAUGAAGAACGCGAAGCUUAAGCCUUCAUCACUUAUGGUCAAACGGACCUGUCGGCCAAUCCAUCCUCAUCCCUUAUCACUGGUUCAGGCCCUUCCACGACCUUUGGUCGCUAAUACCAAGUCAAUUGAUUCAGCGGAGAUUCAGCCAACUUGUGCAAUCGAAAGAUCUGACAAAAACAAGACCGUGAGCGAGGAUAUUCCGCUACGAGUCAGCUUUGUGACUAAAUCUCGAUACGAUAAUCUGGAAAGGGAGCUUGAAGAAUGUAAGCAGACUAUCAAAAACCUGCAGGCAAGGUUACAGAAUUCAAAUGACCAUCCGGCUUCUGUCCAACAAAAGCUGCUUUCUUCGGAACCUCAACAGAUAGCCCAAACUUAUGGGCAGAGAUUCACUCAAGCUAUGGCUGAAUUACGGGGGUUCAAGAGGAAAUACGAAGAGUGUUGGGCUUGGACAAGCGAGAAGAGGUGUACAUCAAAGGCGGAUAGCUGUGGUCACUCUCAAAGCGGAGAUGCAUCGGGCGAGAUGAACACGGAUGCGGAGGAAAGGACGGGUCAGUAG
Kwoniella shivajii is the source of this 1788-nucleotide messenger RNA. RefSeq lists its product as uncharacterized. Bases 1 to 1788 code for a protein of 595 amino acids. NCBI's taxonomy places the organism in Eukaryota, Fungi, Basidiomycota, Tremellomycetes, Tremellales, Cryptococcaceae. The transcript has 3 exons. The record is from RefSeq and is a predicted model, not a curated record.